AUGGAAGCAGUGACCUUUGAGGAUGUGACUGUGACCUUCACCAUGGAGGAAUGGGCUUUGCUAAGCCCAUCCCAAAAGAAGCUCUACAGAGAUGUGAUGCAGGAAACCUUUAGGAACAUGGCUACUAUAGGAGGAAACUGGGAGAACCAACAAAAUGAAGAAGAGUACAAAAAUUUAUGGAGAAAUCUAAGGAGUCAUUGUCUAAGACAUGAAAGAACUCACACUGAGGAUAGGAGACCUUUUGUAUGUAAGCAAUGUGGGGCAGCUUUUGUUGCACACAGUCUUUACCAAAGACAUGAAAGAAUUCAUACUAGGGAGACACCCUAUGUAUGUGAGCAAUGUGGGAAAGCCUUUACUGCUAGAGGUUCAUUGAGUAGAUAUAAAAGAAUUCACACAGGGGUGAAACCCUAUGUAUGUGAACAAUGUGGGAAAGCAUUCAGUACACAAAGUUAUUGUCAAAUACAUAAAAGAAUUCAUAAAGGGGAAAAACCUUACGUAUGUAAGCAAUGUGGAAAAGCUUUUAUUACUAGCAGUUCCUUGUAUAGACAUGAAAGAAGUCACACUGGGGAGAAACCCUUUGUAUGUAAGCAAUGUGGGAAAGCAUUCAAUAGAUUAAAUACAAACAAGUAUUGUCAAAUACAUGAAAGAAAUCAUACUGGGGAAAAAACCUAUAUAUGUAAACAGUGUGGGAAAGCUUUCAGUACAAACAAGUAUCAUCAAAUACAUGAAAGGACUCACACUGGGGAAAAACCCUAUACAUGUAAACAAUGUGGGAAAGCUUUCAGUACAAGCAAGUAUUGUAAAACACAUGAAAGAACUCACACCAGGAGAAAACUAUGUAUAUAA
Molecule: messenger RNA, 846 nt
Organism: Heterocephalus glaber (naked mole-rat)
Lineage: Eukaryota; Metazoa; Chordata; Mammalia; Rodentia; Bathyergidae
Source: RefSeq, a predicted model, not a curated record